Saccostrea cuccullata (small rock oyster) is the source of this 2290-nucleotide messenger RNA. RefSeq lists its product as uncharacterized. The transcript has 13 exons. Lineage: Eukaryota; Metazoa; Mollusca; Bivalvia; Ostreida; Ostreidae. The record is from RefSeq and is a predicted model, not a curated record. Bases 1 to 1602 code for a protein of 533 amino acids.
AUGGGAAAGAAAUCACAGGCAAAUCACCCUUUCAUAACAAAUUAUUGCAAUUUCCAAGUCACACCUCCAGCAAUUGCAUCUGAAUGUGUUAACAAGGCAGUCACACUAACAUGGACAGUUGAAUCGUUUAUGAGUGUUGGAGUUGUAAGAUGGAACUACAAUUUAUCAACAUUAAUUAUGAGGCAGAUUGGCCCAACAGCUACACCAGUACCACAGGGUUCAUAUGUUGGAAGGGUUGAGAAUGGAUCAAAUUCGGAUUUGAUUAUCAAAUCACCAUUAACUUCAGACACAGGAGGUUAUCAAUGCAGUGUUACAUACAACAAUGGCACACAGGUUUUAAGUGAUGUGGUUAGCUUGUACAUUUAUGACAACUGGGCAGUAACUUUAAACAUAACAGAAAGAAAAAAUGGUCAAUCAGCAACUCUAACAUCCAAUGUUGAUGACCCAACAGUUCAACAAACAUGGAGUACGGGUGCCCAAGGAUCCUCUAUCACUGUUACUAAGGAUGGAGUCUAUACUUUAUGCAUCAGUGGUGGAAGAGCAAAAUGUCUUGAUCCCUCUUCGACAAAUUGCACAAGUUACUAUUUGAAAAUUGAAGGUUUUUUCAAAAAGAAGAAAAUAAUCAUUGCAAUCUUUUUUGGAGUGGCAAUAGUGGCAGUGGUGAUUGGAGUUAUUCUAGGAAUAUUCAUGAAGUGCCCUAAUUGUGGAAUUACUGUGGUAGCUAGCAUUGCAAUUGGAUUAUUUAUAGCAAUUGUCCAAUGGAUCUUUAUCAUGUUCUGGAUUUGUAAAAAAGAAUAUUAUCGAGCAGUGAUAAAAAUAACCAGUGAGACUUACGCAGAUGACCUUGGGGACUGCAAAUCAGAGGCUUACAAGGACUUGUCCUGUAGAGUUACCAAGGCAAUAGAAAGUCUGUACAAGAAUGUUGAAGGACGGCAGACGGUGGUGGAGGUAAACUUCAGCCCAGGAUUAAAGGUGACAUUUGAUUUGGGUUCACAAGGAUUCAGUGACUGCUCUGUGUUAUCUGACACUCUGGAAAUUGCCCUACAAAGUGGAGCUAUUUCCCCUUUCAAAGUUAGUUCAGAUGGAUUUAAGUUCAUGCCCUUAAAAGACUGGAAAGAGUCCAAAGGAUUUAGUUUGGAUAAUUGCUUUAGAAAAUGCAGAGUCAAACCUGAUGUUGAUAAAAAGGAGACCUCAGACAGAUCAAAUGGGGAUAGAGCAAGGUCCCCAGCAUCAGCAUCUGCAAUUAAAGUAGAGGCAGAGAACAAAUCUCAUAUUAAGCCAACUGGAAAAAAGACUGAGGAAAGUUCUUUACAUAUCAAGUCGUAUGGAAGUCCUUUGCCUGAAGUACCAAAAGUCCGCCAUAAUCAGCUGGAUCCCAUCCCAAAGUCCGACAAUGGAGAAAUGGAUAAUUCUCAUGAUAAGCCAUACACCAAGCUGUAUGGAAGUCCUCUGCCUGAAGUGCCACAAGGUCGCAGCAUUCCACUAGUCCCCAUCGAAAGGCAAGACAUUGAUGAAAUGGAGAGUCCAAAAGUAGAGAAAAAAAAGAGGAAAAAGAAGAAGAAGAAGAGGGAGGAUUCUGUGGAUAAUGAAGAGGACAAUUAAAGACAAAGGCAGAAUUUCAGUAUCAGAUAUUUACAACAGAAUGAAGAAUAAUUAUCAAUGAAGAACAACUUCAUUAUAAUUUCCACUUGUAUGAUAAAAUAGAAAAUCCGAGUGAUAUUUUAUUCAAAUAUAGUAGAGGUGCAUGUUAUUAGAUUUUUUUUAAGUGCUAUAUAUUUGUUUGAAAAUUGUGCCAUAUGGUUGCAUGUUUGAUUUUUUUAUUUAUUCUCAUUUGAAUGAUUGGUGCAUGACUAAAAUAUUUUCACAUGCUAUAAAUUUAUAUUUAAUUGAGUGCUCAUUAACUGAAAAAUGUUGUAAAUAUCUUUUCAAUUCCUUUUGCUGAUCUAUGAUUUCAUCUAUAUUUCUAGUCCUGGAAGAAUUUGAUCCACUGCACAAAUUUACGCACUGUUACUCUGUGUUUUCAUCAAGUUUGAUAAGUAUCUGAAAUAGCAAUUCUAAUAUCGCAAGUUAUGCAUAAUUAAUUCAACAUGUUCUUUUGUAUUUACUGAUUGUAAUAUAUGUUCCAGUUCUGUCAUGAAGGAGGUUUGAUGUUAACUCCAUGAAAAUUAAAACCUUAUGAAAUGCAUACUUCUUAAUAACCAAAAAUAACAUCAAGCCUUCUUAGAUUAAAAAUAAUCGCUUUUUAUACAAUUUUACCGUCCCUAUUUUAAAUAAAUUCAUUUAAAAUGUG